GGCUCCCGAAAGGAGGAGAAAAGACCGGCUUGUUGCUAUCUGUCUCUAAGACACCUUCCUGGGGAUGUCCCGGCUACUUGUCGGACCUGAGGAGGGAACGUCGGACUGAAUCACCAGUAGUACAGAGAAACUCUAAGGAGGUCCUGGCGCCCUGGACUGUGAGCGAAAGGACCAGAUUGCAUAUUGAAGAUAAAAUCUACUGAUCAGCUCCUGAAUGAAACUUCAAAAAGAAAAACCAUAAAUGAAAUGACAUAGCCAAAAUCUAGAGCUUCCACAUCAAACAAAAUUUAUUGCAAGCAUCCAGAAAAGAAUUCAGAAAUGAGUGGUGGAUUAGCACCAAGUAAAAGUACUGUGUAUGUAUCCAACUUGCCUUUUUCUCUGACAAACAAUGACUUAUACAGGAUAUUUUCCAAAUAUGGAAAAGUUGUAAAAGUUACUAUUAUGAAAGACAAAGAUACCAGGAAGAGUAAAGGUGUUGCAUUUAUUUUGUUUUUGGAUAAAGAAUCAGCACAAAACUGUUCGAGGGCACUAAACAAUAAGCAGUUAUUUGGAAGAGUGAUCAAAGCAAGCAUUGCUAUUGACAAUGGAAGAGCUGCUGAGUUCAUCCGAAGGCGCAACUACUUUGAUAAAUCUCGGUGUUAUGAGUGUGGAGAAACAGGUCACCUAAGUUAUGCUUGUCCUAAAAAUGUGCUUGGAGAACGUGAACCACCAAAAAAGAAAGAAAAGAAAAAAAGAAAGAAAAUUAUUGAAUUGGAAGAAGAAAUUGAAGAAGUGGAAGAAAGUGAAGAUGAAGGAGAAGACCCUGCUCUCGAUAGCCUCAGCCAAGCCAUAGCUUUCCAGCAAGCCAAAAUUGAAGAAGAUCAACAAAGAUGGAAACCCAGUGCAAGCGAACCCUCAACGUCAGAUGAUUCAAGACGCCCAAGGAUAAAGAAAAGUGCAUAUUUCAGUGAUGAGGAAGAACUUAGUGAUUGAAAUGGAUUUAUGUAUAUGUCAUUGAAAUAUAAAAAUUUUAAAGCACAGUUUAAUUGGUGUAAAAAUUACCAUUGGAACUUUGACUAUAAGGAAAUAUAUAACUAACCAGUUUUACAUCUUUAAAUUAGGAUUACAAAGUUUACUUUCAUAGGAAACCAGAAAAUAAUUUAUAAGUAUCAUGUUUCUAAUUUUAUUUUUAAUAGAAUAAUAAAAAUCCAAUUUUGUUUCUGAAACACUUAUCUUUUUUUAAAAAAAAUAAUAAACUCUUACCUUCUGUCUUGGUUCCAAAGCAGAAGAAUGGUAAUGGCAAGGCAACAACGAUUAAUUGGCUUAUCCAGGAUCACAUAGCUAGGCCAUGUCUUAGGCCAGAUCUGAUACCAGAUCUGAUGCCAGGACCUCUUAUCUCUAGGCCUGUCUCACAAUCCACUGAGCCACCUAGCUGCCUCACUGUAUUACCCUUCUAAAACAAUAUCUAAAUGUAACCUAAUCAGUUGCAUUCAGUAAUAAGACAAUUAAAUUGUUAAAUAUGGAUGGUCAUGGUCCCACUGCAGAUGUGCAUUUUAAAACUGUAUUAUUAAGAAGCUACUAAAAAAGUUAGUUUUCUUCAUCCUCUACAUGUCAGCUGAAGUACUUUUCAAGUCUUAUUUUCAAAGAAGCUUCCUAAAAACUAAAUAAAGUAAGUAACCUAAUUUUAGUUAGAAAUGUUCUUUACUAGGAGCAGCGAGGUGGCUCAGUGGAUUGAAAACUCUAGAGAUGAAAUGUACUGGGUUCAAAUCUGACCUCAAACAGA
Molecule: messenger RNA, 1762 nt
Organism: Gracilinanus agilis (Agile Gracile Mouse Opossum)
Lineage: Eukaryota; Metazoa; Chordata; Mammalia; Didelphimorphia; Didelphidae
Gene: ZCRB1
Product: zinc finger CCHC-type and RNA binding motif containing 1
Exons: 9
Coding region: 319-972 (217 amino acids)
Biological process (GO): mRNA splicing, via spliceosome
Cellular component (GO): U12-type spliceosomal complex
Molecular function (GO): zinc ion binding; RNA binding
Source: RefSeq, a predicted model, not a curated record